UAUGGCUAACGCACGCAUACGAGUUGUCAUGGGGCAAUGUAAGCGCCCUGCGCUCGUACAGUUGUACUGUAGUUUCCGAGCAGGCGUCAGGCGACAGCUUCAACAACUUCGAGAAACAGCCAGCAUUCGACCUGACUUGGUGUUAUCCGUGCACGGCUCAUAGAGAGAGAGAACCCUCUAAUGAAAUGCAGAGAUUUUAGCCGACGUACAGACAUCGCUGACAUGUGUGGGGAAGAGAAUUGGGUAGAGAAAGAGAGAAGGAGAGAGGCGCAAAACAGAAAAAAAUAUUUUUUUUUUUAAGUUGGGCUCCGAGCUUUUUUUUUUUUUUUUUGCUCAUGGGCAACGGUGUCGAAUGGUAAAGUCCUUCAGUGUAUGCAGCGUCCUACAAUGGCUCAUACCUACGAUGAGGAACUGUUUCGCUGAAUGUGAUAAAAACUACACACUGCAAGUACUGACGAAAGGAAGAAACAACACAGGAAAAUCGAGGAAUAAAAAAAAAAAUACAGACACAUUGGGUUGUAUAAGACAACAGAAUUUAGAUGCGACGUGGCUCGCAAAGGGUUAAUGGCCUAAAGCUUUAAUUUAGAGAAGGAGCUGCUCAACGUCGUGGAAAAAAAAUAAAUGACGCAAACUGUAGAUUUGCUGGAAGGGAAGACGACGAAGUGACGACGCGGAGCUCGCGUCUCGGCGUGCGCCCGUGAGCGCGAGCAACGCUAUCGACGUGGCCAUCGAACCAUCUGGAAAGGCGCAGCUGUCUGCAGAGCUGUCCUGACGUGGCAUCGGACCAGUCGUGUAGUGGCUGGAGCUGCGGGUGGGACGCCAGUUCUAGCUGGACCGAGGACUGCUGCUCGCGGCGCUGACCGGACACGGAACCAUCGUCGAGAACACCGAGCCGAUUCCGAAUGCCAGGCACUCUCGAUUAAGAGUGAAGAUUCUCUGAGACCUCGUGGUUGGCCCACCUGCUGGUCCAGGGGGUAGGGUCUCGAUCACCUUUGCGGCGUCAUCAGUCACCCGCAGAGCCAUCAUUCCAGGAGGUCGAUGAGCCACUAGGGACCCGGAAUGCUCGCAGACUUCACAUGGACGGAGGUGUGCCCAUUCGAAUGUGAACGACACCGUGCCCACAAUAAGAAGGUCGGUUGCACGUCGGCCUUGCAUUCCUCGGCGCGAACAACACCCACUCGGUGGCUAUCGGGAUUCCUCCAUGUCGCACCAUGCCAGGCAGGGUUACAGACCAGCACUAUACGUGGUAAACCUAGUGCGCGGUCUACUGUGGCAUCCACGGCCGUCAUAAGCCCAGACGGCCGGCGUCGUACGAAGGACCGUACGCGGGCAGCUGGCCCUAAUGUAUGCGCACACGUGGGCUGUCGGGAUUGUUCCAUGUCACACGAUGACAUGCUGGCUGACAGCCCAGCAUUGCACGUGGUCAACUUCGUGCGCGGUCUACUGUGGCAUCCACGGCCCUCACUUGACCGGACCUCCGAGGUCGUACGAAGCACGGUCUACUGUGGCAUCCACGGCCGUCACGUGACAGCACGUCCGACGUCGUACGAGGCGCGGUCUACUGUGGCAUCCACGGCCGUCACCUGGCCAGACGACCGCCGUCGUACGAAGGACCGUACGCCGGCAGCUGGCUCUAAUGUAUGCGCACACGUGGGCUGUCGGGAUUGUUCCGUGUCACACCAUGGCAUGCUGGCUGACAGCCCAGCAUUGCGCGUGGUCAUCUUCGUGCGCGCUCUACUGUGGCAUCCACGGCCGUCCCUUGCGCAAACGACCGCCGUCGUACGAAGGACCGUACGCCGGCAGCUGGCCCUAAUGUAUGCGGAAUUCUGCGCAGUUUCGGAUGUCGUGACCCUUCGAAACGAUCGGGAGGAACGGCCACUGGAGGCCGGGUCUUCAUUUCAGGAACUUCGGGUCGGAUUCCCCCGGUUCAUGCCUGUAGAAGCACACCGGAGAGCGCAAAGCCACACUGCUCUAGCCAUGAGUAUCCAUCACAGCCUUCACAAAAAGCAAGCGCCGUUCUCGAUGUGGCUUCUGGUUCCUCCCCGGCGCGAAGUGGAAUUCCGCGUCGGGUGCACUCGGUGGCUACCGGAAUUCCUCCAUGUCACACCGUGGCAGGCUGGGUUACAGCCCAGCACUAUACGUGGUAAACCUCGUGGCAGAAUUGCGGUUGGCCCACAGCUACAGCUUCCUCUUUCGUGGUUACGGUUUGCAGCGCGGUCUACUGUGGCAUCCACGGCCGUCGCUUGCACAGACGGCAGGCGUCGUACGAAGGACCGUACGUCGGCAGCUGGCCCUAAUGUAUGCGCACACGUGCGCUGUCGGGAUUCUUCCAUGUCACACCGUGGCAUGCCGGCUGCCAUCCGAGCAUUGCACGUGGGCAACUUCGUGGAAGUACGCGCCAUUCUCGAUGUGGCCAGUGUUCCCUUCUGGGCUGCCGCUCACCAUGCAUCACACGCGCGGUCUACUGUGACAUCCACGGCCGUCACCUGGCCAGACAACCGGCGUCGUACGAAGGGCCGUACGCCGGCAGCUGGCCCUAAUGUAUGCGCACACGUGGGCUGUCGGGAUUGUUCCACGUCACACCAUGGCAUGCUGGCUGACAGCCCAGCAUUGCGCGUGGUCAAUUUCAUGGGAGUACGCGCCGUUCUCGAUGUGACCAACGCUCCCAUCUGGGCUGCCGGUGACCGAGGAUCGCAUGCGCGGUCUACUGUGGCAUCCACGGCCGUCAUUAGCCCAGACGGCCGACGUCGUACGAAGGACCGUACGCGGGCAGCUGGUCCUAAUGUAUGCGCACACGUGGGCGGUCGGGAUUGUUCCAUGUCGCACCAUGCCAUGCUGGCCGACAGCCCAGCAUUGCGCGUGGUCAUCUUCGUGCGCGGUCUACUGUGGCAUCUACGGCCGUCACGUGACAGCAUGUCCGUCGUCAUGCGAGGCACACGUGGGCUGCCGGGAUUCCUCCAUGUCACAUCAUGGCAAGCUGUACGUGGUCAACUUCGUGUGCGCUCUACUGUGGCAUCCACUCUGUCAGCGGACUCACCGCCGAUGUCGUACGAAGGUCCAUAUGUCGGCAGCUGGCCCCUAGUCUAUGCGCCCACGUGGGCUGUCGGGAUUGUUCCAUGCCACACCGGCCUGCUUGGUGAUCGACUGCCCAACCUUUCACCUGGUCCCCAUCGUGCUUUCUGCAGGAGCGUUGGCUGUUCGGAUGUUUCCAUGUCGUACCGCCGGCAGUCCGGCCACGAGACACCAGACGUCGCCAACGUCGUGGAAUUCUGCACAGUUUCGGAUGUCGUGACCCUUCGAAACGAUCGGGAGGAACGGCCACUGAAGGUCGGGUUUUCAUUUCAGGAACUUCGGGGAGUAUCCAUCACAGGCUUCACAAAAUGCAAGCGCCGUUCUCGAUGUGGCUCCUGGUUCCUCCCCGGCGCGAAGUGGAAUUCCGCGUCGGGUGCACACGUGGGCUCUUGGGAUUCUUCCAUGUCAUGCAAUGUCAUUCUGGGUGACAGCCCAGCAUUUUACUUGGUCAAUUUCGUGCACUCGGUGGCUACCGGGAUUCCUCCAUGUCACACCAUGGACGGCAUGCCCAGCACUGCACCUCAUCAACUUCAUGGAACCGGCUGCGCAGUUUUCGAUGUCGGGAGUCACCGCACCGCACUCCACGACAUUACGGGGAAACGUACAGUAUGCCUUCAAUAACAUGAAGAUGUGGAGGACAGUGCAUAUUGUGUGCCUUCUAAACCUGGAAAUCUGAUUCGGAGCGUCUCGGAGCCCUCUGGAACUUUGUGCGUGACGACUUCAGGAGUGCGAGCCGUUUGCAGCCGUUCAGAAGCUGCACUGGUGUCCAGCUAUCGUACAUCAACACCAUUCUUAAUCGGGGCACCAAUCCGGCACGACGUUGGACGGGAAAGGACGCGGAGCAUUCUUCUAGUUGGAACGCUCCUGAGGCACAGGACGGAAGUGCGGGCGACCUGCCUAUCAACGCCUUUGCAAAAUAAAUGUGCGGGACAUUUCUAAGAAAAUUCACUGUGUGCACUGAAUCACCAAAAAUAAUUUUUCCAUAGAGAGAGACGGAAAGCUUGUAACGUGGCCUUGCACUUAUGUUGGAUGCAUUUCGAAGGCUCCGCUUUUCAAAACGCCGGUAGCAGUAUUCACAAUCUCAGGGCCUGGAAAGAUCUUUCCAGUAAACGCCGAUCUUGGUAUAUCUCGAAGUCACUGUGUCCACAUCCUUUUCUUUUUUAUUGUCCCUGCCCAUUGUAGCUUAAUUGGAUGUGCGUCCGGUUGACCUACCAGCCUUUCCAUUCUUGUCCUCCUCCUGCCCUAAUUCUCAUUCCUUCCAAUGUACGCAGGCUGAAACAAAGAAUCGAGCAUUCUUAACAGGCAAUAUUUUGCUUUUUGAUGACUGUUCUCAAUAUGUUGCUGUUAAAAGGAAUAUAAUAAAGUGCACUUACUACUUUCCAGCAAUACUUCGUAUUCUUAAACCGCUUCGGCAAAAAGUGCCCAGUUUGUCGGCCCUCGGUCAACAUUGAACCGACAUAGACGUUACGCUGCGGAGGAAAGUACAAGUAAAACCAUAAUUAAAGGCGUUUCGAGAAAUUUUUGUGGACAUCGGAUGCCUUAAGAUUCCGUAUGCAAUUUCCUUUGCGCCAGCGAAGCGGCAUGCUGCGGCGUUAACAGUAUUUUUACAAUUUUCAUUAUUUGUAUACAUUUAGGAAUCUAAUUCGGGUGCAUUAAUGUACACAAGUGUUAAAUGCAUCUCAGGAGAGCGGGUGUGUCAAGAAACGCGCCCUUCUUCAAACACGCAUGUUCCGGCAAUGCCAUGAUCAACUGAACGUCCGCCGUGGUAGUUGCAGAGAUGUGCCACCUACAGGCCAUAAGUGUAUGCUUAACUUUGUUUAUUCCCAACCUUUAUGUCUAUGCGUUUGCGCAAAGUAAUGUGCUAUGCGAAUGUGGCCGCUUAUGUGAAGGCUUUCGCCGUUCAAGGUGCCGCGUGGAAACGCCACACAUAGAAAGCUGCAAAGACGGAUUGCUUUGCGAUACGUUGCGAAGUGAAAGGUUCGCUUUAAAAAGAGCCAUCGUGUUGAAUAGUUAGGCAGUUUGUACAGACUCGUACGUCGGAUGCCUUUAUAUGUCUGAGUGCUAGUUAAGCUUUAUUGAAAAGUUCCAUACGUGCAGCCUUGCUAAGGGAAAGCCUAAGGCUCAAUGUCGCAGGUUCAAACUAAGUGGGUAAGUUGAGCUUGCUGGGCUGUUUAUGCAUGCUUCACGUUGCAGCUAGGCUAUGGCUACGUUGACGUUAGUAGAGCACUGCACAAUGCACCAUCUGAAUUUUACGGCCCAGGCUAAACAUGACCAAUCGCACUGCGACGACCGCCAAAGAACUAAAGACUGUGCUUUCUUUUCCCCACUCUGCCGCCACCCAAGACUGUGUGCACAUCUGGACGUGACCGUAGAGAGAACUACGCAAGUUAUCCACGGUGGUGAAGUGGACCCAAGCUGUCUAAAUAAACGCUCCGACUUUGCCGGCAAAUACAACAUAUUAAAGAACCGCUACCAGCUGGACACGUAAGAAGACUCGCAAGGACGUGUGCAAGAAGGUUCGUGGUUGUGUGUAGAUGUUUUUUUGAGAGCGCCUAAACUCCUGGAUUUACCACUAGGUAAGUCGAAAAGCACCCUCAAAUGGCAACAGGCAUGUUCGAUAUAAAAUGGCAUCCACCGUCUUCUAGAAGAAUGACCAUGUAUUCUCCGAAGAAUCUCUCUAGUUCAUAAUGCUCUAAGGUGAAGUAAACUCUGUAAUGACAGUAUAAAGGUGCUCGUCAUGCGUGUUAUUCUCUGUGGCUGUACGUGUACUAUUAAAAAAAU
Dermacentor andersoni is the source of this 5853-nucleotide messenger RNA. The record is from RefSeq and is a predicted model, not a curated record. NCBI's taxonomy places the organism in Eukaryota, Metazoa, Arthropoda, Arachnida, Ixodida, Ixodidae.